AUGGACCAGACCCCCAUGGAACCUGAAGCACCAUCCUUUCCGCGAUUCAGUGAUUUACCAGCCGAACUCCGCAUCGCCAUCUGGAGAUUUGCCCUGCCCGCACCGCGCAACAUUAUUGUGCUCGUCUACGCCUUUCCCGGCCUCAAGCUGGCGCCGCUGAACCGGACCGCGGUGGGCGUGCCGGCGCUGCCCCAGACGAGCUCCGAGGCCCGGCGCGUGUUUCGCGAGUCUGGCUACGUGCUCGCCUUUCGCGACGAGGACAACUCGGCGGACCCCGGCGUCUGGUUCCACCCUGGCCGGGACACCUUGGAGCGGACGCUUUGGGGUCCCGGCGAAAACUGGGGGUUGAGGUGA
Molecule: messenger RNA, 354 nt
Organism: Pestalotiopsis fici W106-1
Lineage: Eukaryota; Fungi; Ascomycota; Sordariomycetes; Amphisphaeriales; Sporocadaceae
Exons: 1
Coding region: 1-354 (117 amino acids)
Source: RefSeq, a predicted model, not a curated record